AUGAGCAAAACUCAUCCACCAGAGCUCAAAAAGUACAUGGACAAGGAGAUGGAUCUCAAAUUGAACGGCAAUCGCAAAAUCACCGGCAUUCUCCGUGGCUUCGAUCCAUUCAUGAACAUGGUCGUCGAUGAGGCCGUUGAGUACCCAAAAACCGGCGAUCCAAUCCCACUCGGUAUGACCGUCAUCCGCGGAAAUUCGGUAUUAAUCAUGGAGCCAAAGGAGCGGAUCUGA
Molecule: messenger RNA, 231 nt
Organism: Caenorhabditis bovis
Lineage: Eukaryota; Metazoa; Nematoda; Chromadorea; Rhabditida; Rhabditidae
Source: the annotation of a GenBank genome assembly